This is a messenger RNA of Rangifer tarandus platyrhynchus (Svalbard reindeer), 681 nucleotides long. The record is from the annotation of a GenBank genome assembly. NCBI's taxonomy places the organism in Eukaryota, Metazoa, Chordata, Mammalia, Artiodactyla, Cervidae.
AUGGCGCGUACAGCGCAGAAGCCGACCAUCUGCCCGGAGCCGGCGACGCCCGGGGCUGGGAUCGCAGCCGUGGCCGCUGCUGCAGUGGGAGAUGAGGGUGAGGUCCCGGAAGAGGACAAAGCUCUGAUCCACGUGCCAGCGAUGGCCCCAUGCACCAUGGCCUUCCGCGGGCAGCUGGGUCUCAGGAUGGCAGAGCUCAGGACUCUCGGGGUUGAUGUGGAGGGAGGGGUCCCCUCCGGGGAUGCACCGGCUCUGGCUGCUGGAGGCUGGCUGCAGGGACACGCGCAGCUCGCGAGGCAGAGGGCCUCAGCCUUGGAGGCAGCAGCUUCUCCCAGCGGCGGGACACGGGAUGAGAGCACGCCCAGCUGGGGGGACCGGGGGAGCCUGGCCAGGCCGUGCUGCGGGCCCGUGCAGCUGACUCCUCACUCCUCCCGAACCUUCUCUGCCUGCCUCUCUUCUCUUAAAACAACCGGCUAUUUGCGCCCUCACGGGCCCUGGCCGACAAGCCCAGGAGGCCCUGCUCACCUGUGUUCCCCACCAACCUUCCAGAAACAGGAAAGGCCCUCCGAGCCACCAGCCCACCUCACAGACAAGCCGUUCCCAGUCCCAGGUGGAGUCUCUGCCUCGACCCCACGUGCAGACGCCACACACGGUGGUGAUGUGAGCCAGUCUCCCAUUUGA